Messenger RNA from Oppia nitens, 788 nucleotides. RefSeq lists its product as uncharacterized. Lineage: Eukaryota; Metazoa; Arthropoda; Arachnida; Sarcoptiformes; Oppiidae. Bases 88 to 543 code for a protein of 151 amino acids. The transcript is spliced from 4 exons. Gene Ontology annotation, biological process: peptidoglycan catabolic process; cell wall macromolecule catabolic process. Gene Ontology annotation, molecular function: lysozyme activity. The record is from RefSeq and is a predicted model, not a curated record.
UAGUGUCUGUUUUUUUUGAAGAAAAAACAUUUUAACUGUAUUUUCAUUUUAUGUUAAACAGUAUACAUUAGAAUUUCUAACUAAAUCAUGACACGAACUAUCAAUCAAAAUGGUUUACAAUUAAUCAAACAAUUGGAAGGAUUUCGUGGAAAUUAUUAUAAUGAUCAAAUUGGUCAAAAAACCAUAGGCUAUGGACACUGUAUCCAAUAUAGAGGUCCAAUUGAGCCCCGAUAUCGGGUGCCGUUAAGUGAAUCGGACGCCAGCCGUCUGUUGCGUGAAGAUCUGCAUUUGGAUGAAGAGUUUGUCCAACGGGUGACCAACGGUCGGCUUAAUGACAAUCAAUUUGCAGCCUGCGUUAGCUUUUCAUUCAAUAUGGGAACGGAAGCAUUUCGUGGCACACAAAUAUUGACAAACAUAUUGGCCGGCAAUUAUGCGGCCGCCGGUCAAGCGUUUGGUCGAUACAAUUCAAUGCAGGGACAGGUAUUAGAUGACCUAACGGAGCGCCGGCGACAGGAAAGACAAUUGUUUGAAAGUCGUUAUUAGUUUUUAGUAAUGUUUUUGAUUAUUUUGAUUAUUUUGAUUAUUUUGUUGAUAAAUUAUUUUUUAAAAAUUAUCAAAAUAUGAAAUAGUUUUUUUAAUACAUUUUUUGUUGACGAAAUUAUUUUGUUUUAGACUGAUUAAUGAAAUUUAUUUUAAAAAUUAAAUAUCUAUUAUCUUAUCAAAAAAUUUUGUCACUCUAAAUAAUAAUAAUAAUUUAGUAAACAUUAUUAAAUUAAUUAAAUAAUAUG